Messenger RNA from Pedinophyceae sp. YPF-701, 4161 nucleotides. Lineage: Eukaryota; Viridiplantae; Chlorophyta; Pedinophyceae. The record is from the annotation of a GenBank genome assembly.
AUGGGGGCUCCCGACGCCCCGAUAUGGUCCCCAGCGACGGUGGACCGCAAGGCGUCGCUCGCGGGGGGCGCGACGUUCCUGUCGCUGGCCAAGGAUGCCGUCGACGUUGCGAUGAUGUGGAAGCGAGCGCGGCGCAACGCGGAGCGCCAGCACGCCGCGCGUGCGCGCAGGACUGGCCGGCUGGCCGUGCGGCGCUUCGUGGGCGGGAGCGACUCCGAGGCCUCGAGCGACGUCGAGGGGGACGCGGAGUCGGCGGGCAAGCGGAGACCAAGCCCUGGCUGCCUUGGAGCGGCGGCGUCGCAGCACGCCGGGGACGCAGAGGUCGUGGCGGCCCGGCGGCUCGACUGGUACUUCUCGGACAGCAGCGGGGACGAGAGCGACGCCGGAGCGCGCCAGCGCGCGCCGCGGGCGCUGGAGCCUCAACAGGAGGCACUGUUGGCAGACGCGCCCACGACGCCGGUGCUCGCGGGCGGAAUCAGCCACGAGCAGGACCAGCCGAGCAUACACCACGCGAAAGUCCACCCGGGGGCCUUCCCAGGGUUCGACGGGGCCGGAAACUACGCCGGGAGCGACGCAGCUACCGAGGCGACCACGCGGCGGUCGUCCGGCGAAGUGCACGGCGCCAGGCAGCACGCCGGGACGCCUCUCGUGCGGGUCAAGGCCGCGGCCACACCAGCCGCGGCGUUGCCCGCAGCAACGACGCAUGCGGCCGCCCUCGACUCCCCCCGUGACGCCCAUCGCGCCUCCUGGGCCCGCGGGGCGCCUGCGUCAAGGCCCGGUGGCACGGGAUCGCCGGAGGCGCCCCCCGGAGCGCGCGCCGCGGGUGGCAGCCCGGCCGUUCGCCACGACCGGGCCCCGCAGGCCACACAGAGCUCAGCACGGAGCAAUGCGAGCGGCGCGCGCGGCGCCCAGUCGUCCGGGCCGGCGCAGACGGCAGCACCGGCGACGGCGCGCGGUUCCGGCGGCGCGUGCGCCCCGGAGGGCGCCGCGGCGACCCCGGUGCAGAACCUCCUGACUCGGUUCAUGUCUGACGCGUCAGACGGGGCCGUCAUUAGUCCCCCGGACUGUCCCAGAGCCGCCACGCCAGCCAGCGCAGGCGUGUUCGUGCCCGACGACGUCGCGCGGGCGGCGAGCGCGCUCGCCCGGUACCUGGAGGUGUCUGGUGCGCCGGCAAUGAGCCCCCCGGGGGGGUGCCCCGCGGAGUCCAAGCCGGCCCGCGCGGGCGGGCAAGUGUCCGGCGAGAUCGUCCGAGCGGCGAACGCGCUCACGCGGUACCUCGAGGGCCCUGGUUCGCGCGCCGAGUCGGCGGCAACCGCCGACGUGGAAGCACGGCCAAGCGGCGCCGUUGAAAGCACGGCGGCGACGGACAAGCACGCAGACGGCGAGUCCCUCGACAGCAGGGGCGCCAAGGCCACCGUAGACGCGCCGAGGGGCCUCCCCGCGUCACCGCAGCGCUGGGCGGCCUCCACGUCAUCCCCGGCGCCGGUGUCGGGCCUGCACGCGCCGGGGCAGCCAGCACGCGAGCCAGCCGUGCCGCUGCAGGGUCCGGUGACGUGCGCAGGUCCAGCGAUGGAGCACCGGCGGCAUGUUGCGGCACUGCCGCAGGGGACGGGUCAGGCCGGCAACGGGUCGACAGCUGCGUCGUGCGUGCCGGCCACACACACACCGGUGCUGCACGGCAACGUCGCGGGGACGGGUCAGGCGCUGCUCCUUCCGGACGUGUCGACGCCUGCGGCACCGCAGCUGCGAGCAAGCGCACAGGAGGGCGCCACGCCUCCGCCUGCGCCGCCGCUGCCGGCCGCGCUGGCGUCGCAGGUCAGCGUCAACGCCUUCCAGGUGGAGAGCGCGUCGGUCCGCUUGUCUACUGUGGCCGCGUCGCAGGGUAGCGGCAGUGCUGCAGAGGCGAGGAGCCCGCCCCCGGCACCACCAUCGCUGCCAGAGGCGCCGCCGGCGUCGCGGAGCGGCGAGGAGACGACGGCACGCGCGGCGCCGCCGCUGCCACAGCAGGCGGCAGUGCCGGCGGGCUGCUCCGCGCCGUCGCUGCCGCAGCGAGCGACACAGCAGGCUGACCGAAGCCCUCCACCCGCACCGCCGCUGCCUGUGUCCGCGACAGCGCACGCGGCCCGCACGCCGCCGCCGGCGCCACCGCUGCCGUCGCAAGCGGCGGUGCAGAGCAAGGGCACGGCAGCGGAGCGGGCGCCACCACCCGCACCGCCACUGCCAGGACUGGCGACGACCCAGGCGGAGCGGACGCCGCCGCCAGCGCCGCCGCUGCCGCCACAGGCGACGCCGCAGGACGGCGGCAAGGCAGGUGGCCGCGUGCCGCCGCCAGCGCCGCCACUCCCGCCCCAAGCGACGCCGACUUCGACGUCGGCUCGGACGCCGCCGCCAGCGCCGCCUCUGCCACCGACAGCAACGCCGAAGGCGGCCCGCACGCCGCCGCCAGCGCCGCCGCUCCCGCCUUCUGCGACACCGCAGAACAGCAACAAGGCGGCGGCCCGCACGCCGCCCCCAGCGCCGCCGCUCCCGCCACAAGCAACGCCGUCGGCGGGGGGUCGGACACCGCCGCCGCCGCCGCCCCUGCCGCCCUCGGCGGCCUCGAAGGGCGACGGCAAGACGGCAGGCCGCACUCCGCCCCCGCCACCGCCGCUGCCAGGCGGUCCAAAGAGAGCGCCCGGGCCGCCCCCGCCGCCCGCAUUGCCGUCGGCAAGCGGCGGCGACGCUCCCGCGGACGACGCGCACAGCGGCAGCAAGGCGCCCAAGGCGCCCGCAGUGCCCAGAACAAUAUCCUCCGGGUCGGGCUGGGGGGGCCUCCAGGGCAUGCGGCGGCGCACGUUGCACUGGGAAGCCAUCCCUGACUCAGUCCUCGCCGAGACGGUCUGGGGCGCCCUCGCGGAGAGCCCCGCGAGCCAGGCGGGCGGCAGCUCCCCGCAGGACACCCCGACCGUCGCGCCGACGGGCCCCAUCAACGAGGGCGCGGUGACGAUGUUGUUCACGAAGCUGGCGCCCGUGCCCGCGAAGACCCGGUCGCGGACGCGCGCGGGCUGGGACCAGACGCCCCAGGGCCCCGCGGUGCCCGCCGCACGCGAGGGCGCGGCGCUCAAGUCGCACGCGUCGGGCGCGCUGAAGAUCUCCGUCCUGGACGACCUGGCGCGCGCGCGCAACGUGGAGAUCAUGCUGCGGUGCGUGCGCGUGCCGAUCGACGAGAUCCCCGGCACCAUCGACAGCCUCGACUCCUCCAAGCUCACGUACGAGGCCGUGGAGGCGCUGCGCGCGUGCCUGCCGACGCAGCACGAGUUCCAGCGUCUGGACCAGUGGGCGCGCGCCGGCGGCGACCCCUGCACGCUCGUCGACGCGGAGCGCUUCUUCCUGGCCGUGGGCGCGGUGCCCAAGGCACGGGCCAAGCUGCGCGCCCUCGAGUUCAAGCUCGGGCUCGAGGAGACGACGCAGCAGCUGUCGCAGUCCUGGGGCGCGGCGACCGCGGCGUGCGUCGAGGCGCGCCGGUCGCCGCGCCUGGCGGGCCUGCUGCGCGUGGUGCGCGACGUGGGCAACUCGCUCAACACGCACAGCCGCUUCCAGGCGAACGGGUUCCGGCUGACGUCGCUGCUGAAGCUGCGCGACACGCGGACCUUCGCGGACCACGACGUGACGCUCCUGCACUUCGUCGUCGCGCACGUGACGUGUUUCAACCCCCAGGUGCUGGACGUGGCAGGAGACAUCCCCGGGCUCGGCGCCGGGGCGCGCGUGUCGUUUGCGGCGCUCGACGCAGAGCUCCAGCAGCUGCGCAUCGGGCUCCAGGCGCUCGAGGGGCAGGUCGCGGCCCCGGAGAGCGCGGGGAGCGUCUACGCCGAGUCGCUGGCGGGGUUCGCGCGCCAGGCGCGCGCGGCGCUGGAGCUGCUCGAGUCGGAGCGCCAGCAGGCGAAGGCGGACUUCGAGGAGACGGCGCGGUUCUUCGGAGAGCCCGUGGCCCCGGGGUGGGAGGCGGAGGAACCGUCGAGGUUCCUGGGCGUGCUGGUUGAGUUCUUGCGGCACCUGAACGCGGCGCGGCGGGAGAAGAAGCAGGUCCGGCGGUGCGUGGCCGCGAUCGAGGGGGCCGGGCGCGCGGACGAGGCGCGGAGGACGGAGGAGGAGCACGUCGAGGAGCAUGGCGGCGCGACGUAG